CGUCAGUAACAAAGUCGAAGUGAUACGAGUCGAAUCAGUUGGCCCGCGUUGUACCAUCGUUAGUAAAAGUUGUUGAUUUAUACGCCCACCGCCGUCGUACUAUAUGCUUUGUUGCACACACAAUUAUUUUUGACUGUUUGUUUGCUUCGUGAAACGAAAACGACGCUGCGAAGAUGAUGGCGGCCAGAAGGCAUUGGAAGUGCCCGACCCUGUUGUUAAUAACCGUCGUCCUCUGGUUGAACGCAGCCAAUUGCCAGCAGCAAACCGCUAGCAAUAUCAGCCGGAAGAAAUUAACUUGCCCCAACGCUUCACCCCCGAAAAAUGGCAAAAUUAAAUUGGGUUCGGGCGGCCGUGAAGCUAAGUACAGCUGCAAUCAAUAUUACGUCCUGGUCGGCCAAAACACGUCGACGUGUCUCCAGCAGGGCGAGUGGACAUCGGAGACUCCAGUCUGUGCCACUGACGGCUGCCAGUCCGUUCUGUCGCCUCCGUCGGGACGAUUCAUCCCCAGCGACGGAGGGGCCGUCACGAGACUCGAGUGCGAUCCGGGCUAUAGACCAUCCGGUUGGCCCUUGAUCUACUGUGUCGACAGAUUCGUCUGGAACGGAACAGCCCCCCAUUGCCAAGCCAACGGCGACGUGCAGCAGUUGGCGACGCGUUGCGACUUUGAGAGCCAAGACCUUUGCGGAUGGGUCCAGGACACGCGGACUGACGAGUUUGACUGGGCUUGGCGAAACGAUAACGGAACAUCGUCGUUUCACCUUGGAACCGGACCGUCGUUUGAUCACACUCUGGGCGAAGGAAAAGCCGGUCAUUAUCUAUUCAUCGAGUUUUCCAAUCGAGUCCUGAACGGUACGGCCCGCCUCUUCUCGCCCAUUUACGGCCCACCGAAAGCAUCCGCCACGGUCAACGAAGAAGUUUGUUUCUCUUUUUGGUUCCACAUGUACGGCAGCACAACCGGUCAACUUCAUGUCUACAUCAAACCGGAAAGUAAAAAAAUGUCGGAACUGAAGCCGGUCUUUAUCCGCUCUGGAGAUCAGGGCAAUCAUUGGCGUCAAGGUUACAUUUCGCUGGACACGGUCACUGAAAACUUCCAGGUUGUGAUUGAAGGCGUACGAGGAUCGGGUGACACCGGCGACUCGGCCAUUGACGACGUCCAGUUGACAAAGGGCGAGGAAUGUCUGGCAGCUCUGAAGAGAAUGAUGCCUGACACAGAAACAACGACCACCCAGCCGUCGAGCACGAUCCCACCGCCGUCUAACCCUACGACGGCGUCAACGACUAGUGUAUUAUUAAAUGGCGAUCCUCCCCAAGGGGGACUGCCUGCAGAUGAACAACCAGUCAUCACGGCCAAUCAGCAAUCAUCAUCAUCCGGUGCCAGCAUCCAAGUUUCAUUGCCAAAUUGGAUGAUUGUCGUCACCGUCGUAGUCGCCGCACUUGGCGACUCUUUAGCUCGUGAUGGUUGGUGUCGUCGUAGACUGUGAUCCAAUUAUGUAAAUCCAUCUCGGUUAGUUGGCGGAUAGACCCAAGCUGCGAUUGAGCCAUCCGGAUCAGCUGGGGAAGAGACAAAAGUCUAUUUUAGUUGGGUAUAUUAACACUUAAAAACCACGCACACAUUACAUAGCGACACUACCACGUGCUACAUUAGGAUACUAUAUCACUACACCAUACACAUUUCACGGUAAAAGUGUAAAUGUGUGGACACACAAAUACAAUAAUGCAGGUGUCACAUGCAAAUCUUCCACAAGA
This is a messenger RNA of Daphnia pulex (common water flea), 1746 nucleotides long. Its product is annotated as MAM and LDL-receptor class A domain-containing protein 1-like. The record is from RefSeq and is a predicted model, not a curated record. Bases 174 to 1481 code for a protein of 435 amino acids. Gene Ontology annotation, cellular component: membrane. NCBI's taxonomy places the organism in Eukaryota, Metazoa, Arthropoda, Branchiopoda, Diplostraca, Daphniidae. The transcript is spliced from 9 exons.